GAGAGGAUCUCUCUCUGUUACAGAGAGAGAGGAUCUCUCUCUAUAACACAGAGAGAUCCUCUCUCUGUACGCUUAAUGAUCUCGCGGUCCACGGUGGACCGCGAGAUCCUCUCUCUGUUGCAGGGAGGGAGUUCUGGUGGACGGCGAGCUCUUUUCCCUCUCUGUUACAGAGGGAGAGAGAGAGAACAGAGAGAGAAAUCUCUGUUACAGAGAGAGAGAUUUCCCUCUGUGGUUCGGGUGGACCAAAUUUUUCCUCUCUCUUCGGGUGGACCAAGUUUUUCCUCUCUCUGUUACAGAGAGAAAGAUAGAUUUGUAUUUAGAAUUUUAAUGGAGUUUGGUAAUAUUAUUGUUGCCUUCUAACUUAUGAUUGGAUCAUUUUCUGUCAGGUACUAUCACCUAGUGGCUCAGAAAUUUGCAAUCUCCAUUGCACUUUGAAGCUUUAAGAAGUAUGGGCAGCAUUGACAAUAGUUCUGAGGAGAAUUAUUCCAGUGAAGAUGAGAUAGUUGAUGAUGAUAAUUAUAAUAUUCUACUAACUGCAACUGUUGGUAUGGUUACUGAAUAUUACACAAAAUAUAUUGAAAAGGAGCCUUGUAGGACCUCUUAUCAAACCGGAUACAAGUUUGUAUCAGAAAUUUUACAUGGCAAUCCAUAUAGAUGCCAACAACAAUUUCGAAUGGAAAAACAUGUAUUUAUUAAUCUGUGCAUGGAAUUGAAAAUCAAAUAUGGUUUAAAGGCUUCUAGAUAUAUUCCUGUUGAGGAGCUGGUGUCUAUGUUUUUGAUGAUUCUAGGACAUGGGUUUGGGAAUAGGAUGGUUCAAGAAAGAUUUCAACAUUCCGGAGAAACAGUUAGUAGAUAUUUCACCCAUAUUUUAAAUGCUGUUUUAAGGAUGUCCAAGGAUAUUAUUAGCCCGCUGGAUAAAGAGUUCAAAAAUAUUCCAAGUAAAAUCCGCGAUGAUCAUCGUUGGUGGCCUUAUUUUAAGGACUGCAUUGGAGCAAUUGAUGGCACCCAUAUACCAGUGAAAAUUUCUCCAUCCAAACAAGUACCAUAUAUUGGCCGAAAAGGGAUUCCUACACAAAAUGUUAUGGCUUGUUGUGAUUUUGAUAUGCGUUUCACUUUUGUUUGUGCUGGAUGGGAAGGUACUGCUCAUGAUACUCGUAUUUUUUUAGAUGCUAUACACAGAAAAAAGCUCCAAUUUCCACACCCACCUAGAGGUAUGCAUUUUAAUUAAAUAUAUUAUAAUAUAGACGUAUGCAUAUUAAUUAAAUAUAUUAUGAUCGCAAGUAUACUUUUUUAACUUUCAUUAAA
This is a messenger RNA of Phoenix dactylifera (date palm), 1305 nucleotides long. The record is from RefSeq and is a predicted model, not a curated record. Lineage: Eukaryota; Viridiplantae; Streptophyta; Magnoliopsida; Arecales; Arecaceae.